Molecule: messenger RNA, 1494 nt
Organism: Dermatophagoides farinae (American house dust mite)
Lineage: Eukaryota; Metazoa; Arthropoda; Arachnida; Sarcoptiformes; Pyroglyphidae
Product: Arginine kinase 1
Biological process (GO): phosphocreatine biosynthetic process
Molecular function (GO): creatine kinase activity
Source: RefSeq, a predicted model, not a curated record
CACAUUCAAUUUGUCCGUUGUCAACCGUGUAUGCCUGUGUGCCUGUGUGUCAAUUUAAAUUCAUUUUUUGUCAAUUUUUUUUUUCAUUUGUUGAGAAUUUAAAAUUUAAAACUUCAAAAAUGGUUGAUCAAGCUGUCAUCGAUAAAUUGGAAGCUGGCUUUCAAAAAUUACAAUCAUCAGCUGAAUGUCAUUCAUUGUUGAAAAAAUAUUUGACACGUAAUGUAUUGGAUGCAUGUAAAGGUCGUAAAACCGGCAUGGGUGCAACAUUGGUCGAUGUUGUUCAAUCAGGUUUCGAAAAUUUAGACAGUGGUGUUGGACUCUAUGCACCGGAUGCUGAAUCGUAUACUUUAUUCAAAGAAUUAUUCGAUCCAGUCAUUGAAGAUUAUCAUAAAGGUUUCAAACCAACGGAUAAACAUCCACAAACAGAUUUUGGUGAUGUUAACACUUUGUGUAAUGUGGAUCCAAAUAAUGAAUUUGUCAUUUCAACACGUGUACGUUGUGGCCGAUCAUUGCAAGGUUAUCCAUUUAAUCCAUGCUUGACCGAAGCUCAAUACAAAGAAAUGGAAGAAAAAGUUAAAGGCCAAUUGAAUAGCUUUGAAGGUGAAUUAAAAGGAACGUAUUAUCCAUUAUUGGGAAUGGAUAAAGCAACACAACAACAAUUGAUCGAUGAUCAUUUCUUGUUCAAGGAAGGUGAUCGAUUCUUACAGGCUGCAAAUGCAUGUCGUUUCUGGCCAGUUGGUCGUGGUAUUUUCCACAAUGAUAAUAAAACAUUUUUGAUCUGGGUCAAUGAAGAAGAUCAUUUGCGUAUUAUUUCAAUGCAAAAAGGUGGUGAUUUGAAACAGGUGUUCAGCCGAUUGAUUAAUGGCGUCAAUCAUAUUGAAAAGAAAUUGCCAUUCUCAAGAGAUGAUCGUCUUGGUUUUCUUACAUUUUGUCCAACUAAUUUGGGUACCACUAUUCGUGCAUCGGUACAUAUUAAAUUGCCAAAAUUGGCUGCUGAUCGCAAAAAAUUGGAAGAAGUUGCCGGUAAAUAUAAUCUACAAGUACGUGGUACUGCCGGUGAACACACCGAAAGUGUUGGCGGUGUUUACGAUAUCAGUAAUAAACGUCGUAUGGGUCUUACUGAAUAUCAGGCCGUCAAAGAGAUGCAAGAUGGUAUUCUUGAAUUGAUUAAAAUUGAAAAAUCUAUGUAAAUCCAAUCAAGAAAAAUGGCAAAAUUUCACCAGAAUUUAAAUCAACAAGAAAAAAUUCGAAUAUUUAAAAUUUUAAAACUGGAUGAGAUUUCAUAGCCACACCAAAAAAAUUCGAGUCACACACACCAAACAUUGGCAUAUAUUUUUCCUCACAAUUUUACCAAAAAAAAAAAAAUUCAAGCAAAAAUUAUUUUAGCAAGUUUUUUUUGUCUGUUGUUUAAACUGCCAAAAAUCAAUGUAAUGGAUUAAUUUGAAUUAAAAAAAUAAAAAGUUAUGAAAAGAAAAAAAAUGAUAAAUUCUCAGA